Messenger RNA from Sycon ciliatum, 3002 nucleotides. RefSeq lists its product as uncharacterized. The coding region runs from base 235 to 2151 and encodes 638 amino acids. Lineage: Eukaryota; Metazoa; Porifera; Calcarea; Leucosolenida; Sycettidae. The record is from RefSeq and is a predicted model, not a curated record. The transcript is spliced from 9 exons.
UGGGCUAUUCCCAUGGACAUACCGGCAGUAUUAGUAAUAAUACUAUCAUCGUUUGCUGCUAUUUUACCGUAGUGUGUUUCAAAGAGUCUCAAAGUCGACUCCCGAUCCCAUUAUCAAAAAGUAGCGAGUCCUGGUGUUGUUGCUGUUGAUGUUGUUGGCGCCGAUAGGGAGCGCCGCGGCCUUGUGAAGUAAUAGUUGUGUUCGUCCAGUCGAACCCCGUGAACGGCGGAAGGUAUGUCCUUCCUACGACCCAAAACAGCGUUUGUAACAGGUCGGAACGGGGAUACUGCUGCACAGUCUUUGACUGUGAACAGAGCAGGCCAUCACUAUGCUGUUGCUGAUAGUCCAGACCUGGCCUAUCGUAGACCCAGAACGGCCGCGUUGCUCACCCCGGGUAGCUCCACUCCGCCAGAAGCCAGCUCACUGGCGGAAAGCCGAAACCCUACGACUACGGCGACGACAUCGAGUGUGUUCGCAGCGACAGGCGCCGAGUACGUCAAGCACCGAGCAGCUGCGGAAAGGCCUGUUGGUACACCACCAGCAGCUCCACGAUCACCGGCUUCACCGUCACGAGCAGGGCGACCCAAAACUGCGGGAAUAGCUCCACUUCGUCCGGUGCCGAAUGACAGGUCUGGCUCGCCGAGGAUUUCCAGCCCCCUGACGAAUACAGCACGACCUGCGAGCGGCGGAGGGGUUCGAUCCGCUGCUGGCGGUGGGUCGCCCUUGACGACUUCGAAGAGCUUAGCCGACGUAUUGGAAUCGGUCAGGGAUGGCCCCGGCAGCAGUGGUCCUCACUCGCCAAUUGCCUCAUUGGCAGGUUCACCACACGCUAGUCCCCGUCCUCCCAGCGGCUUGUCCUCGCCACAUGCGACACAGCGACCAACUACAGCCAGUCCUGGCAGUGCCGCCGCGUCGCUACCCGCCAGCUUCCAGAAAUCAGGGGCGUUGCUGAAGGAGUCCGCCUUGUUGCGCGACACCGUCGCCACAAACCAGGCUGAGAUUCGUUCAACAACGCAACUGGAUGGAUGCGCAGCGCUCAGGACCAAGUCACACGAGACAGUGUUUACUUCCAUCCGAGAUUCGCGUGACGAAUCAGCGCAGUUGCAACAGGCCAUUUGUCGUUUGGGUGAGGAGCAGAAACUGCUAGGUAAAUGCAAGUGUCUCUUGGAGGUGGCCAUACAGGACAAACGCAAAGGAAUGUCCGUCAAUCACCAGUCACAGGCGCUGCGACAGAAAAUGUCUGCUAGAGACCAGCGCCUAACCGACAGCAGUAGUGUGGCUCUGGCGAGCGAGGCACGCCAUCUCUCCCAGUGCAAGCGCGACCUUGAGAAGCAGCUGGCGCAGGUGAAGAACCAGCAGUGGGAGGUGGACAAGUUGCGCAAGACCAUCACAUCUCGCUCGGACAGCAUCAAGAGUGGUCCUCUUGCUCUGGAUGCUCAUCACGAAAAGAUACUCUCCUUCCCGUACAAGAACAAGGAUAGAUACACUACCAGCAGGAGGAAGCCGGUGAAGGCUGUGCAGUUCAAUGCCGUUGUGACUGCAAGUGAUGACCCCGCUACAAACACCGCAGUCAGCAGAUCACCGCUCACAGCUACAAAAGGGGUUCAAUCCAGCAAGAUUGUGGCCCAGUCGCAGAGCCUUAUCGAAGCAAGCCGCACUUUACGAGAGGAGAGCAAGCGACUCAUUGCUUCCGUGUCGCAUACCGUUGACAAGAGGAAGGAAGGGAGCAAUUCGGCAUUGAAGGCGUCAAGCGACAAAGCUCACGCGCAGGAGUGUGAGCUUGGUGUAGAGCGUGGGCGUGCUCGGCAUGCGAGGUCUGCCUCUGCUCACGCCCUGGGCACGUACGACAUCGCUGCCGCCCGCGCACGAGGGCCGGUGGCUGAUGCAGACUGGUCUGUGGCGGAAAAAUCAUCUCGGCCACUGCUUCAGGUUAAACCCGAACUCGGAGAAGACGAGGAAAAGCUACGGAAGAAGUCCAUCGAAACGUUCACCGUACUGUCAAGUAGCUCUGCCGCUGCCGUAGACAAGCUAUCAAAGGUCGACAAUCGUUUGGCAAUGAUGAUGCGACAGCAAGCCUCUUUGCGGCAGAACGAGUUGGAAGUGCUGCGCAUGCGCCGUCGCAGUGCAGACAAUCGCUGGGUGAAGGGUUAGCAGUCAACACUAACCAAGUCGACGCAGCACUGCCAGGACUCGAGUGCCGACGGAAGAGCUAUGUCAUAUCAUUGCAAUGCCAGUCGGUUGCCAAUAUUGCCUCGGAAUUCCAUGGUCUGAUUGGCUCAUAAUGUAAUUAUAACAAGCAAUACAAGACAGAUUGGGCCAUGAAUGUCCAUAGCCUGCAACGUAGCAAGCUCUCCCGUUCAGCAGCUAGCGAGCCAAGCCGGCAGGUCUGCUGUUCAGCAGUUCUGUAUUGCAUGCAUAGUCUGCAAAACUCUAUUGAGCUGGACUCUGAUCCUUGAAUGUUACGCGAGGGUGAUCUGAGUGCAAGGCCAUUUUUAACAACGGUUUACCCAUACCGGCGUUCUGUAUUACAUGAGCGCAAAUGCAACACUCUAUGCAUGCGGGGAAGAUGCAGACGACGCUCGCCCCCUGGGUCUGGUUUCUCGUCGAUGUCGAAUUCCUAAUGAUUCCCGGUCUUCACCCGCUCUCGUUGAGAUCAUGUGUAUGUGUGUGUGUUUCCAUGUGCCAAGUUUGAUUCAUAUCUAUGGACAUGUCUUCGGCUUUAAUUCAACCAUCCGUAAAGCCUGCAUUAUGCCCAUGCUUCUGCACAAAGUCUAUCCGAGAACGCGUAGUUUGUAUCACGCCAGGCGGACGGCCGCCGAGUAUCGUGUUCGUCUCUUAUCCCGUACAUCUGUAAGGUGCCUUUCACCAUACAUGUGCCACAUUCUCUUCAUAUCUCGUCUUCUUUCUGCAAUAUUUCAAAGGUAUUUCCCACGAGAAAAGGUGAAUCCGCACUGAGCCCAGUAUGUUUUCAAUCAAUCCGCUUGAUCAUUAAUUUUACAGGA